Macrosiphum euphorbiae (potato aphid) is the source of this 462-nucleotide messenger RNA. The record is from the annotation of a GenBank genome assembly. Lineage: Eukaryota; Metazoa; Arthropoda; Insecta; Hemiptera; Aphididae.
AUGAAACCAUUACAUUUAAUGUCGAGGAGACAUUAUAACAGAACGGUUUCAAGUAUUUAUCAUAAGGAAGGUUCCUCUAUCAAUUUACCACAGUCAAUUUCAGCUCCUAAUAUGGCAGCUUUAGUGAAAUUUGCCUGUACUGAAGAAACUCCAUCAUCAAAUGAAACAUUAAAUAAUAAUAAUUUUAAUUUAGAUCUACAACCAGGAAAGUUGGACAUUUUUACUAAUGAUAAUAAUACUUGUAGUAAUGAAUAUGUGACAUAUAAUGUUCAUGGUCUUAUACAUAUAGCUAAUUUUGUUAAGAUUCAUGGUCCACUUGACAAGUUUAGUGUAUUUAAAUUUGAAAACUUUUUACAAAUCAUUAAAAAAACUGUUCACAGUUCUAAAUACCCUCUUCAAGACGUAUACAACCGAAUUCUUGAACAAAAUAUCUAUUUAGAAACUAACAUUAAAUAUCCGUAA